AAUAUUGCAAACACACAUUAAAGUGUACUUUUUGAGAUAACUCUAAUAAAAUCUAUUUUCAUGUGACAUUUUAAAGUAAGCUAACAUGCCAUCUAGGUGUAACAAAUGGACACUGGGACAGAAGGCAAGCGCAAGUUUAUUAGAGGAGUUAAAGGAGAUUAAGGGAGAGAUGCAGAGGUGGUGGUGGUGAACUGUUGUAGCUGGUUCUGGUGGGACAAAUGGGAUGGGGAUUUCCAGAGCCAUCGGUGGGGUGACCAGGGGGACAGACAUGUUGCACACACUUCAGGGUACACACAGGAGAGGGGAACUCGGAGAAUGGAAUGCUGGAGACACUCAGGAGAGACACAGGGAUCUAGGAGAGGAAUCAAUGAUCGGUAAGUAACAAGGUUUGUAUAGAGUGUGUACAAGUAGCCUUACAACAGGAUAGGUUCUGCUGUGCAGCUACGAUAUCGGAGGGUUAGUGUGACAGGUGUGUGGAGGUGAGCUGAUGAGGUAAUGGUGCACAGGUGCUGAACAUCCCAACGGCGUGGUGGUCUCCCUCUGCCCCGAGGGGAUGGAUGAUCUGGAUGGGCCGUGUGGAAUUCCUCCAGGAGUGUGGGAUCAAGAAUGUCAUUUCUCGGGACGCAGGAUCGUUCCUCCAGGCCGUAUCCUUCCCAGUCAACUAGGUAUUCGAGCUUACCACCACGCCUCCGGGAUUCCAGGAUUUUCUAGACCUUAUAGAUGGUUCCUUCUUUCAGGAGUAAUGGGAGAGGGGGUUCCUCUUUCCGGUCAGGCUCUGUGGAAACAGGAGGGUGACGGGGACUCUUGGAGAUGGUGCACUCGGUGCAACCAUGGACAAAUCUUCUGACAUCUGCUGCCAUAUUGGGCCACCAUAAGCGGUCUUUGAGCAGCGAGAGAGUUGCGUCAGCCACAGGUGGCCAGUAUCUAAGGAUGUAUGGGUGGUCAGAAUGAGAGCAGUGCAUUGGUUACGUGGGACAUACCAACAUCCUGGUGGGCAGCCCGGCAGAGUAGCAGGAAGGACUUCCACGGCGACUGGCGGUGAGGACCACUGAAUGGGGCUGGAAAUAAGUUGAGUGGCUUUUAUGUUCUCGGGUUCUUCCGCAUCUUCCUCAGGACCAUGGAGACGGGACAGGGCAUCUGCCUUGAUGUUUCGAGGUCCAGGUCUGUAAGAGAUUUAGAAAUUGAAUCUGGUGAAGAAGAGUGCUCAUCCAGCUUGGUGGGGAUUAAGCCGUUUAGCUUCUAUGAGAUACUGUAAGUUCUUAUGGUCCGUGAGGACAGUAAAUGGAUGAGCCGCCCCCUUGAGCCAGUGUAACCAUUCCUCCAGUGCUAGUUUAAUGGCCAGUUACUUAUGGUUUCCUAUGUCAUAAUUUUUCUCCGCCAGGCUGAGCUUCUUGAAGAAGGCACAUGGAUGGAGUCGAGGAGGAGAGCCUUGCCGCUGGGAGAGAACCACUCCCACUCCAGUGGCGGAGGCAUCCACUUCAACCACAAAAGGGAGUUCAGGGCCCAGCUGUACCAGGAGGGAUUUGUAGUGAAAGCCCGUUUUAGGGUGGUGAAAGCUUCGGUGGCAACUGGAGUCCAGGACAAAGACUUGGGCUUGUCACGGAGGAGGUUGUUUCUGGGAUUGGUGAUGGUACUGUAAUCUUUGAAUCACUGGUAGAAGUUUGCGAAUCCUAGGAAGCUUUGGAGCUCUUCGAUGGUAGAGGGUUGUGGCCAGUUGGUAAUGGUUUCAAUCUUCCCCUCGUCCAUGUGGAUACCAGUUUCAUUAAUGAUGUAACCCAGGAAAUGAACGGAGGACUGAUAGAAUGUAAAUUUUUCAGCUUUGAGGGAGAGGUGGAAUUCUCAAAGUCUUAAGAGGACAUAUCUUACAUGCACGCGAUGUUCGGCGAAGCUCCGGGAGUAAAUCAGGAUGUCAUUAAUGUAUACAAUCCUGAAGCAGUUGAGAUACUCCCGGAGCACUGCGUGCAUGAAGUCUUGAAAGAUGGAGGGGGUGUUGACAAGCCUGUACGGCAUGACCCGGUAUUCGUAGUGGCCAGUUGGGGUCACAAAUGCUGUCUUCCACUCUUCUCCCUCAAGAAUGUGGAUGAGAUUAUAAGCACUGCAAAGGUCUAGUUUAGUGAAUACGGUGGCUCCUCUGAGUUGUUCUAGGGUGGCUGGGACAGUGGGAAGAGGAUAUUGGAACUUGAUGGUGAUUUGAUUAAGUGCUCAAUAAUCUAUGCAAGGCCGUAAGCCUCCAUCCUUCUUCGCCAUGAAGUUUGAGGCGGCAGGGCAGUUGGAUGGUACAAUAUAACCUUGUUUGAGGGCUUCCUCUACAUUCUUCUCCAUGGCCUUUUGUUCGGGCAAAGAUACAGGAUACAUUUUCUCACGAGGCACUGGCUCACCCGGGAUCAGAUCAAUGGCACAAUCCCAGGGGCAGUGAGGAGGUAGUUGUGAGGCUUUUUGAGGACAGAAGACAUCGUGGAAUUCCUGGUAACACUCAGGGAUAUUGAUCGACCUUUCAAAGGUAAGGUUUCUGAAGGAGACUUCAGGGGAGCUGGACGAUUGGGGAAGCAGGAUGGAAAACAUUGGUCACCCCACUGUAGGAUUUCUCCUGACGACCAGGAAAUGAUGGGGUUGUGCUGCACCAGCCAGGGACAACCCAGAAUGAAAUCAGCAGUUAAACCUUCCAGGACUAGGAGAUUGAUUUGAUUCGGUGUGCAGAAUGUCAAUUAGAGGGGACCCACGCUGAACUGCACAUUCCUUUAACUCAAGGGUUUGGCUGUGAUCAAGACUAUUUGGUAGGUGGUUUCUGUAUUGGUGGUCGGUAGGUGGAGCUGGUGGCAGUGGUCCCGGCUGAUAUGAAGUUCCCGGCUGAUCCCGAGUUGAGGAAGGCAGUAACUGGAAUAGUGUCGUGAGCAGCAGUAAGUUGAGCAGUAGUGGUGAGUGGGGCAUCUUAAUUGGUGUUAGUUUUAAGUACUAUCCACGGGAUGUGGAGGACGAAGGGGACGGUUGAGGAUAUGAUGGCCACUCAUUCCAUAGUAAAGGCAUAAGCCGUGGGACAUUCUUCUUGACAUUCUUGGGGGAUCAGCCGAUUGGAAUCGGUCUGCAUAGGUUCUGGAUCGGUCUCAGGAGGGUUCUGGUUGUCGGCACGGUGGGAACAGGCUGUUGGGCUGGCUGGUGAGCACUCAUGGAGGCAGGAUUGAAUGCGAUUUUGCACAUAUGGUGGCUUGCUGAAUAAAGUUUUUAAGGCCUUGUGAAUCGUCGAACGAUGCCAUUUGGAGACAGAGUCUGGGUUCCAGUCCCUGAUGGAAGGCGGUGAUGAGCGAAGCCUUGAGAAGACACUUGAGAGAGACGCUGGAGAGACACAGGGAUCUAGGAGAGGUAUCAAUGAUCGAAAAGUCUUCUAUGGAUCCUUUAAAUGAAACUUAGUAGAUAUAUCUUGUGAACUGACAGCAGCAUGGACAAUCCAAAGCAGAAAUUAAGGUCUGGAAAGGAGAUUUCAAAGUGUCAACCUAAGAAAAAGGUCAAUGAUACUGGUACAGAAGAUGUUUCAUCUGCACCUAAAGGUUUUAAAGCAUCUGAUGAUUCAGGGUGUAUGAAUAUUGUAGAAGAAAGUGAGCAUGCGGGGACAGCUACAGUAGAGGAACAUCCCAGAACCAUACAGUGUAAAGAACGUGGCUCUUCAGAAAUGACUGAUGCUUUGGUUUGUUCAUUUUGCAAUUUUGUUGCAAAAACUCAGACUGCACUGAAAAUUCACUCAACAAGAAAACACUCUCAGAAAGGAGGCUUACAAAAUGACACCGUCUCUGACACCAUUAUUGCACCAGGGUUAAAUCCGUUGCAGAAGACACCACAACAUCUUUCAGAUAUCCAACUGGAGAGUACUUCUAUAUCAGAGGAAGACAAGCAAUCAGAUACCUGCAUGGUUCAAACAGAGACUGAACAAACUCAUCAACUCCUUGUAGAUGAGGCUGUAAUAUCUGAGAAUUUUGUUGAUACUUCUGAGGAUGGAAGAAUCAGUCCCACUCAGAUGUUGCUGGAAAUAGUUGAGCCCACUUCAUGUAGAUGUCAGGAUGGUGAAGACACAAAUGAGACCUUUAAAGAUGGAGAUAAUAUGCAAGCUAGCUGCAGUUUUCAUGUGGAAAGUAAAGUGAAAAGCAAUCAAAAUGGUGGCAUUGAUGGACAUGCUGAGAAUCAUAAAAGUAAAAGGCAUUCAAAGCCUAAUACUCUACAUGCAUGUUCCUGUUGUGUACAUAAAGUCAUAGAUGGACACAGCCCAGACACGCAUAUUAAGAGGCAACAUAAUAAAAAACAAAAUAAAGUAUGCGAUUUCUGUAGCUAUUCUUGCGUUAUGAAGUGUGAUCAGGAGAAGCAGUGCAUGAGCAAUGAGCACAACCGAAAGAUGUUGGAGAAUCUGGAUUCAUUAAAGACCGAGAUGACACCUAAAGAAUCAGUUUUCCCACCAUCGACAACCGUGUUGACCCAUCCGACUGAAGGCAAGGCACAACAUCAAUGUGAUAGGUGCAACUUUACAGCUAACAACUCUGUAAUGUUAGCACAGCACAUUAAAAUGCACCAUCCAGUGGAGCACCGUUUCCACUGCAGGGCCUGUCAUUACUACACCACCACCAUAGAGGGCAUGGAGGUUCAUCUUUCAGAAGAAGUCCACCAACAGGUGGCCAAGGAGAAAAACAUUAGCCCUUUAUUUAAAGACUGUGUUGAAAAAAUCCUUGUGAUUCUGUCAGAUCAAAUGGAGGACAGAGAAAUAAAUGAGAGUGACACUCCUGAGCAGAGCUCCAAAGAAGCUGGGGAGAUUCAGGAAACAGAAAAUGUACUACCAGAGCCAGCUGAAACUGUAAGGAAAGGUUCUCCUCUCAAACGGAAGCGAGGUAGACCAAAGACAUCUGACGUGACUGUUUGUAGUCACUGUGGACUAGUUGCUUCCAAUGCCACCAACCUCAAUGUCCAUAUACGACGCAGGCACAGUCGGUUAUACAGCUUCGUUUGUAAGCUGUGUAGCUAUUACUGUGUGACCAAGGGGGACAUGGACCGCCACUGUGAAACUAAAAAACACAUUAACAGAAUGCAAGCAGCUGGAAGUGAAGGCAGUGGAGUAGUUCUGCUAGAUGAGCAGCCAAGUCAAGCAAAGAAAAAUGAUGCAGAAAUGGGUGACAAAGUAUCAUUGAUUGAGACACCUAUUGAUGAAGUGGAAAAAAAUGGCUCCAGUGUACCGUGUAAGAAAAGCAAGUAUGACCUGAGUAAUACCUGCACUCAGUGUGACUUUGUUGCUCACUCAACCCCAUCUCUUGCUCUCCAUGUGCGACGUAAGCACACAAAAGACUUUGAGUUUGUUUGUUUAGCAUGCAGCUACUACACUGUAACCCGCAGAGAGAUGUUUAGACACAUGGCAACAGAAAAACACAAGCAGAAACAUGAGAGUUACCUGAAAAAACAGAAUCAAAGAAUUAAUAAUGUUGAGGCUGCUAGGGCUGCUACAUUUGAAGACCCAGAGACAAUCACAGGAUCAGAAGUGGUCCAUGACAGUUCUAUUUUGACAUCUUCAAGUGCCAGAACUAAAGAUGAAGAGAAUUCAGCAAAGAUCGGUGAAGAGAAUUGUGCAAAUGAAGAUGGAGCAAACCAAUCUGCUGAGAAGAAUACUUACAAAGACAAUGAAGAAUCCUCAACUAAUCCAGCUGAAUCAAAUGUGUCUGACAUGGUCCAGUCACUGACGAUGGUGAAAGAUGUAAUGCUGGAGGAUAUGGAUGAAGAAAAUGUGUUUGAUGAAGAUGAAAUGACUGAUAUGGGAGAUGAAAGUCCCUCUAGUGAGAAACCCCUUAGAGCGAUACAGUUUGAUGCUUGCAUCUAUUCCUUAAAAACAUUAGCAGAGCGCAAGCAAGCAUCACAUGAAGAAGAACAAACUACAGGUGGAUUAAACCAGCAGAGCAUCAAAAAGCCUAAAACACUGGUUGGACCUGAGACCAAGACUAUCAAACCAAUUCCACGAAUCCGCUGUGAGGACUGUGGUUUUUUAGCAGAUGGUUUAAGUGGACUUAAUGUUCAUAUCUCCAUGAAGCAUCCAUCAAAGGAGAAGCAUUUCCAUUGCUGGCCCUGUGGAAAGUCCUUCUACACGGAGAGUAACCUACAGCAGCACUUAAGCAGUGCAGCACAUAUGCGAAAUGAGCAUGGAAGCACUGAAGACCUUCCAGAAGGAGGCGCCAGCUUUAAAUGUGUCCGAUGCAAUGAGCCCUGCCAAACUGAGCAGGAACUGUUUGUGCAUAUCAAAGAGAAACAUGAGGAACUGCUUAGAGAAGUGAACAAAUAUGUUCUGGAGGACACUGAGCAGAUAAACCGAGAACGGCAGGAAAACCAGGGCAAUGUGUGCAAGUACUGCGGCAAAGUAUGCAAGAGCAGCAACUCCAUGGCUUUCCUGGCUCACAUUCGCACACACACAGGAUCUAAACCGUUCAUGUGCAAGAUCUGUAACUUUGCUACCGCUCAGCUCGGUGAUGCCCGCAACCACGUUAAGAGACAUCUAGGCAUGAGGGAGUACAAGUGUCACAUCUGUGGAUGGGCAUUUGUGAUGAAGAAACAUCUCAACACUCAUCUGCUGGGGAAGCAUGGACUGGGCCAGCCCAAAGAGAGAAAGUUCGAGUGUGAGCUGUGUGAGCGGAGCUUCAGUGAGAAAUGGGCGCUGAAUAACCACAUGAAGCUGCACACAGGAGACAAACCGUACAAGUGUGAAUGGCCCUCAUGUCAUUAUGCUUUCCUGACUCUGUCUGCUAUGAAGGACCAUCACAGGACACACACAGGAGAGAAGUCUUUCCUGUGUGAUCUCUGCGGAUUUGCUGGUGGAACUCGUCAUGCCCUGACUAAACAUAGGCGCCAGCACACAGGUGAACGACCAUUCAAGUGUCAGCUGUGCAAUUUUGCCUCAACCACCCAGUCCCAUCUGACGCGCCACAAACGUGUGCAUACAGGCGAGAAGCCCUAUCGCUGCCCUUGGUGUGACUACAGAUCUAACUGUGCAGAGAAUAUCCGAAAACACAUCCUGCACACAGGCAAACAUGAAGGGGUGAAGAUGUAUAACUGUCCCAAGUGCAGCUAUGCCACCAAUGCCCCGAUGGACUUCAGAAAUCAUCUCAAAGAGACUCACCCUGACAUUGAGAACCCAGACCUGGCUUACCUACAUGCAGGAAUCGUGUCCAAGUCCUUCGAGUGUCGUCUGAAGGGACAAGGGGCGACCUUUGUCCAGGCAGACUCCACUUUCACCCCUGAGGAGGGUGAACUGGGUUCUGAGGCUGUUCAGCAGGUCAUCAUCAUUCAGGGCUACGGCGGGGGAGAGGUGACCAUCGAUCAGACCCUGGAGGAGUCGGCCGCUGCCACUCUACAGACCCUCGCUAUGUCUAGUCAGCUGGCUGGAGUCCUGCACAUCACGGAGGACGGGCAGCUCAUCACAUCUGGACAGGAAGUGUCCACAGUGACAGGAGGGCAGACCACUCAGUACGUCCUGGUGGAGUCUUCCGGAGAGACCGUAGGAGAAGUAAGACAGGAAGGGGAGGAGGCUGUGCACAGUGUGUCCGAGUCUUCCUCUGCUCUGGAUGCUUUGCUUUGUGCCGUGACAGAGUUGGGUCAGCACGGCUGCGCUGGAGAGGGAGAGAUCACCACCACCACAGUGUCCGAGCAUGUGCCAGAAGAGAAGUGUGAAGGCCGGAGCUCUCAGACGCAGGGACCAAGUGAAGAACAGGUGUACGAGGAGAGGGCAGAAGUGGUGGCUCAGGUGAUGAGCUCGAGUCACGAGCACACAUCUGAGGAAAUGCAGGAGGUGCUGCAGUUUGCUGCCAGUCAGCUGAUGAUGAAGGAGGGUCUCACUCAGGUUAUCGUCAAUGGCGAGGGGACACAUUACAUAGUCACACAGCUGGACGACUCUACCCUGCACGUCGAGGGCACUGUAGAGGACCCCUCCGGACAGGAGACGAUAGUUUACUCCCAAAUUAGUCCUGAAUGAGGUGAAGGUGAGAGGUUGAGAGUAGAUUUUCUUGAAUUUGAAAUCCAGUGUCAGGUGACUUUCUUUUUUUCUUCGGGUCAAAGUGAAACAUAUGUCAAAAGCAAGCUUUUUGGGAUCGAUUGCUGUGGUUUUUUGAUUGCUUAUUACAUAUUCAACAAAACAAUUAUGAAAUGAACUCUUUAUAUGUAAACAAUGCUUUAUAUCCUUUUACUAAAGACUAACCAAAAACCUAUUAAAAAAAUAUAAAUGUUAAGAUUACUAAUGAAAACCUUGAUAAACAUUCACCUUCUGUUUCAUGUCUGUAGUUUGGUUUUGAAAUUCAAAUAUUUGAAAUAUUUUAGUUUAGGAUUCAGGAUCGAAGACUUAACAAAACUCCAUUAAUUACCAUAAACUGCUUGAAUGAAAAAUGCAUAUUUAUAACCUGCUUGUGAUUUGUUUUUAUUAUUAUUUAGAUUUUUUUUUUAUGUGAACUUCUGAAUAUAUUUCCCAGUACAUUUACGAUCUAAAAGUUUCUUUUUGAGAGUUUGAGUCCUGUAAAUAAAGAACUGACCAGUUUGUUGGCACAUUUGUUUGUUUCAGGUAAAUUUUAGGUAUGUUAAAAAAAGACAUGGGUACUCGCAAUAAAACAUCUGGAACAGCUUUCAACACAUAUAUGAUUAAUGUGACAGCUGCAACUCACAAUACUGAGAAAAGGGGGAGAAAACAGCGGAUGUGUUUAUUAAGAUACAGAACAGUAGUAGUAUAUGUUUAGUGUCAGCUAGGCCUGGGGUAAAGCUGAAUGAACGUUGUUUUAAGGAAGCCUAAAUAGUUCAAUAUGAAGGACGUAGAAAUUGGUCUGGGUAAAUUAGCAUCUGUUUAAGAAGAUUAAGAAAUAUUUAAGAACGUGUAAAUGUUUUAUGUUGUUGAUAUUUUUGCUUUUCAUAUUAUGUUAUAAUAAAUAAUAAUAAACACAAUAUUUCCAUACAA
Carassius auratus (goldfish) is the source of this 8947-nucleotide messenger RNA. It is a transcript of the gene znf407, whose product is annotated as zinc finger protein 407. The coding region runs from base 3434 to 7981 and encodes 1515 amino acids. The record is from RefSeq and is a predicted model, not a curated record. Gene Ontology annotation, molecular function: DNA-binding transcription factor activity, RNA polymerase II-specific; zinc ion binding; RNA polymerase II cis-regulatory region sequence-specific DNA binding. The transcript is spliced from 9 exons. Lineage: Eukaryota; Metazoa; Chordata; Actinopteri; Cypriniformes; Cyprinidae. Gene Ontology annotation, biological process: regulation of DNA-templated transcription.